Cornus florida is the source of this 3317-nucleotide messenger RNA. Its product is annotated as serine/threonine-protein kinase MPS1. Gene Ontology annotation, molecular function: protein serine/threonine kinase activity; protein serine/threonine/tyrosine kinase activity; ATP binding. The transcript has 6 exons. The record is from RefSeq and is a predicted model, not a curated record. NCBI's taxonomy places the organism in Eukaryota, Viridiplantae, Streptophyta, Magnoliopsida, Cornales, Cornaceae. Gene Ontology annotation, biological process: protein localization to kinetochore; mitotic spindle assembly checkpoint signaling; meiotic spindle assembly checkpoint signaling. Gene Ontology annotation, cellular component: spindle; kinetochore; nucleus. The coding region runs from base 199 to 2976 and encodes 925 amino acids.
GCCGUUUAAACUUCAAAAAAACGCACUCUCUCUCUCUCUCUGUCUCUCUCACACACACUACACACACUGUGCUCUCAGUUCCUCAUGGAUCGUCAUCAAGCCUGAUCUUCAUCUUCCCCAUUUGAAGCCUCUCUCUCUCUCUCUCUCUCUCUCUCUCUCUCUCUAUUUAUGAAUCAGAGAUGCCUCUGAGAUCUGUCAAUGGAUGGGGAGGCUAACCUUCCGGCCCCACCUGCGCCAUCGUCGACCAAGAACAACUUCUUCCGUCCGACCAACCCAGACUCCAAUCUCACACGUUCAUUCACCUCCACUUCAUCGUCUUCCUCAUCUUCCUUCUCAUCGUCUUCUCCAGGCUUCAUCCGGGAUGUUCGAGCUGCCUUCAAGCGCCAUCGCCCUCUCGGUACAAUGCAGUCUAACAAUAUAAGGCCAAGGCGUAUAUUGGUCCCCCCUCAACAAGAAACAUCAAAAAAUUUAGCGUCAAAUGUGGUUUCUAAAAUGGAAACUGAGAAGCCCCAGAAUGAGAAUUCACUGAGUCACAGGGUGAGGGAUUCCAUUGCGUUGGCGAAAGGCAUGGUCCCCUUUGUUAGAGAAACUCAAGAGGAUGCAUUGAUCUGCCCACCCUCCAUUUCAGGCACCAUUGCGAAUACAUAUGAAGAGAGUUCUAAACCCUUUGAUGUUGAUAUUGAUCAGUCCAGGCCCUCCACUGAUUGUAAAAACAACGAUACAGUGUCUUCAUCACUUGUAGAGUCUCAACGCCUUCCGUUGGUUGAUAGUCAGAAGAAGGUGCAGUUUGCAUUGGGAAACAAUGCGAGGCCUCAGGGGGCCGAUGACCGAAUGGCCACCAGAAUGGACAACUUAUUGUCUCAUAUGGAUUCACUUGCAUUGACAGAAACAGAACGGGAUGUGAGCAAUCAAGUAGAGACUUCGACUGCUAUCAGUCAUCAUGACUUGAAGCACCAGAAUUUUCAAAGCAUGGAAGUGGAUUUUAGUUUGAGGUCUGAUGGUGGGAUUUCUUCUUUGUUGGAAAAAAGAACAAUGGGAGUUCAGGAUCAGCUGCAUGAAUUCAGAAACUUUUUGCAGAGUGACCCAAACUACAACAUGACUCAAUCUUCAGUUGUUGGGUCAUCUUGUGCUACCACAACGUUAAUCAAUUCAGCUUCUGUUCCCCUGCCAAAUUCAAUGACCUACUGUUCUCGUCCUGUACAAAAUAGUGGUUCUCAUGUGGCUGUAGAGUCUUUGGGAGAUUGUGAUGUGAAUUUUCAACCCAGGACCCAAGGAGACAUGGUUGUUGGAUCGUCUUGUGCUACCACAAUGUUACUCAAUUCAUCAUCUGUUCCCCUGCCAAAUUCAAUGACCUACUGUUCUCGUCCUGUGCAAAAUAGUGGUUCUCAUGUGGCUGUAGAGUCUUUGGGAGAUUGUAAUUUGAAAUUUCAACCCAUGACCCAAGGAGACAUUGUGCAACCAUCAUAUCUUUCACCGAAGUAUACCAGUGGAACACUGGCUGACCAGACAGCCAUUGCACCCCAACCUACCAACUCUGCUGUUGAAACACAGCUGGAAGUUAAGGAUUUUAAAUUGUGUGACGAGCAGCAAAGCAGUGUGCCGAAGGAGAGUGCCAUUCCGAAAGAUACUUCCUGUCCUGAUGACAAAUCAACUAAGGUAGGCGAUGAUACUGAUAUACAACAUCAGGCUCUGUCAUCAAAUAAACCAUCGUUGGAUGUGAAGUCAGAAUCUUGUAGAUCAGGAAAACAGGAAAAAUCUGUAAGUGGGAAAGCAGCGCCAGCUCCUCGUAAAAGAAAUUAUGAUCCUGACUUGUUUUUUAAAGUUAACGGGAAGCUUUAUCAAAGGCUAGGUAAGAUAGGUAGCGGUGGGAGUAGUGAAGUCCACAAAGUUAUUUCAUCAGAUUGCAAAAUUUAUGCCCUGAAGAAAAUAAAGCUUAAAGGUCGCGAUUAUGCUACUGCAUAUGGAUUCUGUCAGGAGAUUAUGUAUCUGAACAAGCUGAAGGGGAAAAACAACAUUAUUCAACUCAUUGAUUAUGAGGUGACAGAUAAGACUUUGCUUCAGGAAGUUUUGAAUGGUUCCAUGAAUAAUAAGGAUGGCAGAGUCAAGGAAGAUGGAUAUAUAUACAUGGUACUUGAAUAUGGUGAAAUUGAUUUGGCGCACAUGUUGUCCCAAAAAUGGAAGGAGAUGGAUGACUCUAGUUUGACCAUAGAUGAAAACUGGCUUCGGUUUUACUGGCAGCAAAUACUUCAAGCUGUUAACACCAUACACGAGGAACGUAUUGUGCACUCAGACCUGAAGCCAGCUAAUUUUCUUCUUGUAAGAGGUUCACUAAAGCUUAUCGACUUUGGUAUUGCUAAAGCCAUAAUGAGUGACACAACAAACAUUCAACGGGAUUCUCAGGUGGGUACAUUGAGUUACAUGUCCCCUGAAGCGUUCAUGUGCAACGAGACAGAUGUGAAUGGAAAAACCAUAAAGUGUGGUCGUCCAUCUGAUAUCUGGUCGCUUGGUUGCAUCCUUUACCAAAUGGUAUAUGGAAGAACACCUUUUUCAGAAUACAAGACUUUCUGGGCAAAGUUCAAAGUUAUAACAGAUCCAAAUCAUGAAAUUACGUACGAACCAGUUUCCAAUCCAUGGCUUCUUGAUCUUAUGAAGAAGUGUCUAGCAUGGGACCGGAAAGAAAGAUGGAGAAUUCCUGAGCUUCUUCAACACCCUUUUCUGGUUCCUCCAGUCCCGCCCCCUCAAGCUUCUCCUCAAGACCAAAGCUGUAAACUGCUUCAAUUAAUCACUGAAUCUUGUACAAAUGACCAGAAAGCUAUGAUGUUCUGUUCUCAACUCCAACAACUACUACGGGGCCCAAGACCAGCAAUAACAUCUCAGGUAACAUUAUCACGAGAUCAACAAUGUAAGUUGCUCUCCGAAAUGUCAAACCUUUGCUUUCAACUCCAAGAACAUCUGGCAAACUCAAAAAGAGAUUAGAUAAAUAGAACUUGCCAACUUUGGCAAGUCAAUUUUCUUAGGCCUGGAAGGAUUUGUUGCUGGAGAAUUUCUCGCUCGGUGAGCAUCUUCCAUUCCAUUUAUAGUGUUUCUUGUAACCAUUUCUGCUGAUUUAUCAUGUUAUUUGAGGAAGAAUAUAGACUGUGUGGAGUUGUUGGGGGCAUUUAUCUGGCAUGUCUUGUGUCCCUUGGAGCAUAGUGUUCCUGUAAUUUUCUGAAUUGUUAGGGACUAUGCAGUCCCCGGACAAUGUAAUCUUUCACAGAAAGGAAUUUGGCUUGUACUGAAUGCAUGUAUAAAGUAACAAUGUUUUGAUUCUUUUACAA